CCAAUAGCCCCAAUAGCCCCGCGCCCCGCCCCGCCGGCCUCUGGGCCUCCCGCCGCGCUCCGCCCUCCGGACUGCCGCCGAGCCGCGUCUACGGGGCGCCCCAGGCCUCCGCUGCGCCCGCCAGCUCCCUCUCCAGACCGCGCGCCGCGCCGCGCCCUGCCCCACGCGCCCCCUCCAACCAGGCACCGGCCCACCCCAACUGCGCCCGGCCCAACCCCCCGCCCAGCCCCUGGACCGCCCGCUGCGCCACUGCAAAAAUCCACACGCCCCGAGCCAGUGCUGAACAUCCGACUACUGACCCAGCUAGUUGAACCAUGGCGACAACUCCCGCCCGUGCUUUCGAAGCCCUCAUGCAUGGAGUGACCAGCUGGAAUGUCCCCAAAGGCCCCAUCCCAUGUGAACUGCUUCUUACUGGAGAGGCCUCCUUCCCAGUGAUGGUGAAUGACAAGGGCCAGGUCCUCAUUGCUGCCUCCUCCUAUGGCCGAGGCCACCUGGUGGUGGUGUCCCAUGAGGGCUACCUGCUGAAUGCUGGCUUGGCUCCAUUUCUUCGUAACGCGGUGGGUUGGCUCUGUCCCUCACCUGGGGCUCCCACUGGAGUGCACCCAUCCCUGACGUCACUAGUAAGUAUCCUGCAGGGCUGUGGGGUUCAGGCACAAGUUCAGCCAGAAGUGGGGGCCCCCGUGGGGGUUUACUGCAUCGAUGCCUACAAUGAUAUGAUGACUGCAGAGCUGAUCCAGUUUGUGAAAUGUGGAGGCGGCUUGCUCAUCGGGGGCCAAGCCUGGCAUUGGGCCAGUCAGCAUGGUCCUGACAACAUGCUGUCCAGGUUCCCCGGGAACCAGGUGACAAGUGUGGCUGGAGUGUACUUCACCGACAUCUAUGGGGACACAGGCCGGUUCAAGGUCUCUAAGAAGAUACCCAAGAUCCCGCUCCACGUCAGGUGUGGGGAUGAUCUCAGGCAGGAUCAGCAGCAGCUCCUGGAAGGGAUCUCAGAGCUGGACAUCAAGACGGGAGGAGUGCCCUCGCAGCUGCUGGUGCACGGGGCCCUCGCCUUCCCUCUGGGGUUAGACGCCUCGCUCGGCUGCUUCCUGGCAGCUGCCCGCUACGGCCGGGGCCGGGUGGUCCUGGCUGCCCAUGAGGCCAUCCUCUGUGCACCCAAACUGGGGCCCUUUUUGCUCAAUGCUGUGCGCUGGCUGGCCAGAGGCCAGACGGGCAAAUUGGGGGUGAACACACAUCUAAAAAACCUGUGUGCCCUCCUGUCAGAGCGUGGCCUGGAGUGCAGUCUGCAGCCCCAUCUGACGCAUGACUUGCGUGUCUACUGCUGUGUGGCUUACAGUGACCAGGAGGCUAAGCAGCUGCAGGAGUUUGUGGCCGAGGGUGGGGGCUUGCUGAUCGGGGGCCAGGCCUGGUGGUGGGCCUCCCAGAACCCAGGCCGCUCUGCUUUGGCUGGUUUCCCCGGUAACGUUAUCCUCAACGGCUUAGGCCUCAGCAUCCUAGCUCAGACCCUCGACGCAGGCUGUUUCCCUGUCCCUACCCCCGAGAUGCGGAGCUACCACUUCCGCAAGGCGCUGUCCGAUUUCCAGGCUGCACUGAGCCGUGGGGCUGGGAACUUGGAAAAGCACUGGCUGGCAAAGCUGGGAGCCGAUGGCGCAGCCUUCCUGCAGAUCCCUGCAGAGGGGGUCCCGGCUUACAUAUCCUUGCACCGACUCCUGAGUAAGACGCUGCGUCUGUCAGGCCUCCCAGCUGUGAGCCGGGAGCACCCUGUGCCUGGUGACUCCUUUGAGGCUACACUGCUCUGCCUGGCCACGGGGCUGGCACACUCUGGGACUGACUGCUCCCAGCUGGGGCAGGAGCUUGGAACCUGGACCUGCAGCUCAGGACACCCCAUCACGGUGGAGAUCGAUGGGAGCAACCCAGGCCACUGUGAUGCCUGGGUGAGCACCGGGCUCUACCUCCCAGGUGGACAGAGUGCAGAAGUCUUACUGUCUGAAGCCGCGGCCUCUGCCGGCCUGAAGGUACAGAUUGGCUGCCACACUGAUAACUUGGCCAAGGCCAGCAAGCUGUCUCGAGCCCCUGUGGUGACUCAUCAGUGCUGUAUGGACAGGACCAUACUACCCAUCUCCUGCCUCUGGGGUGGCCUUCUCUAUGUCAUCGUGCCAAAGGGCAGCAAACUGGGCCCCAUAUCUGUCACCAUCAAGAGGGCUGUGCCUGCCCCGUAUUACAAGCUGGGUAAGACAUCUCUGGAGGACUGGAAGAACUGUAUCCAGGAGAGCCCGGCUACCUGGGGAGAGCUGGCAACAGACAAUAUCAUCUUGACGGUGCCGACUGCAAACCUGCGAGCCCUGGAGGACCCCGAGCCGGUGCUCUGCCUCUGGGAUGAGAUGAUGCAUGCGAUAGCCCAGCUGGCAGCCCGGCCUUUCCCUUUCUGCUGUCCCGAGAGGAUUGUUGCUGAUGUGCAGAUCUCAGCUGGCUGGAUGCACUCAGGAUACCCCAUCAUGUGCCACCUGGAGUCGGUGGAAGAGCUCAUCAAUGAGGCAGGCAUGAGGAGCACGGGUCUGUGGGGACCCAUCCAUGAGCUGGGUCACAACCAGCAGCAACAAGAGUGGGAGUUCCCACCACACACCACUGAGGCUACCUGCAACCUCUGGUCUGUCUAUGUGCAUGAAACAGUCCUGGGCAUCCCCAGGGCUAAGGCCCACCCUGCUCUGAGCCCUCCAGAACGAAAGCAGAGAAUCAUAACGCACCUGGGAAAGGGAGCGCCCCUGCAUGACUGGAAUGUGUGGACAGCUCUGGAAACAUACCUACAGCUCCAGGAGGCCUUUGGGUGGGAGCCAUUCACCCAGCUCUUUGCUGAGUACCAAACGCUUUCUGGCAUCCCCAAAGACAAGGAUGGCAAGAUGAAUCUGUGGGCAAAGAAGUUCUCUGAAAAGGUGCAGAAGAAUCUGGCUCCAUUCUUUGAGGCCUGGGGCUGGCCUGUCCAGAAGGAAGUGGCGAACAGCCUGGCCUGUUUGCCUGAGUGGCAGGAAAACCCCAUGCGGGUGUACAUGCAUCCUCAGAAGUAAACGAUGGCAGCAAGGUGGUGGGGGAGAGGCAGUUAAGUCAUAAGACAAAAUGAUACCAACGUUCUCAGGAAAAUGCCUUUGUUACUGUUCCCCUGUUUAUACUGUUGCUCUAACUGACUUGUUUCACCAUCCUAAUCCUCCAGCAGAGGAUCUUACAUCUGCUCUUUAAGGUCCUGCAGGCUCUCGGCUCCUACUUUUGACCAACAGUUUUUUGUUUUUUGGGUUUUUUUUAAGAUUUUAUUUAUUUAAGAGAGAGAGAGAGCACAAGAGAGCGAGCAUGAGCAGGGGGAAGGGCAGAGGGAGAGAGAGAGAAGCAGACUCCCCGCUGAGCAGGGAGUCAGAUCAUAACCUGAGCCAAAGGUAGAUGCUUAACCGACUGAGCCACCCAGGUGCCCCUUGAUCAACAGUUCUAAAGACUAUGGGUUACCAUAAUAAUCUGAUAUCACUCCCUCACCCCUGCUAGCCCUGAACAUGGCUGAUAAUUUCUUAUGCUUUGGGAAGUUUUCUAAUAGCAAGAGAGACAGGCUGGUAUAGAGAGCCCUGAACUUGAUUUGGUACUAUGGAAAAUCUCUUAAAAAGUCUCUGUCUAUGUUUCUGUAUUCUCAUCCAUGACAUGGGGAUAAAAGUCUGGUGUUUGAUAAUGGUAAACAUGUUCGUCCACUGCAAUAUGCGUACACAUGCAAGGGUAUUCUUUAGCUUUUGCCAGGGCCCAUGGUGGUCUGUCUGGACAACCUGAAAACUGAAUCCCACUUCAGAGUUGGCCACCUUGAGGUGGGCAUGCAGUCUCUGUGUAAGAGUGUUUAAUGCAUUAUCAGUGUUGUUCCAGACAUGAUAUCACUGAUGGUUACUGAGAUCCUAGCCUGUCUUAUGUCCCUUCUCCCACCUCUGGAAGGAUUCUUGGGUAUGACCUAACCCAAAGAACUGUGUAAACUCAAAAGAGACAGUAUAAAGAAUACCUGGGUGGCUCAGUCAGUUAAGUGUCUAGCUCUUGAUUUCAGCUCAGGUUGUGAUCUCAGGGUCGUGAGAUCAAGCCCUGCGUUGGGCUCCACGCUCAGCAGGGAGUCUGCUUCUCCCUCUCCCUCUGCUCCUCCCCCUGCUCACUCGCCCUUUCUCUCCCUCUAAAAUAAAUAAAACCUUAAAAAAGAGAGAGAUGGUAUAAACUCAAACUGGAUGUCACAAAGCCACUUAGUCUUCUUGGUUAGUUCCAUCUUCUAGUACUUUUGUUUCAACCAAAAGUAAAUGUCACGGUAGCAAAGCCUGCCAAGUCCACCAGCCUGUUUGUUCUUGGCACAGAAUAGGCAACUGACCCCUCUGGUCACCACAGAGUCAAGGCGAUGUCUGAUGUUAACAGCAGCCAUGAUGAGAAGUCUGCCUGCACAACAGGUUUCACUUGGGACCAGGAUUACUCUGGGCGCAACAGCCCAAAUUAACCCCCAACGCAGCCUCCCUGAGCUUUCACGCAAUCCAUUCCAACCCAUCCCAACUCUUUGGCUAGGUGCAGUUCUCAUUAGAGCUCCAUCUCCAGGAUUAAUGAUGGGGUGUGGCCAUUUUUCUCUAGCUGGCUUUUAUUUUUUUAUUUAUUAUUAUUUUUUUAAUCACAAUAAUAGAUUUAUUGAGCAAUUGUGUACCAGGUACUAUGCUAAGCCCAGUACAAACAUUAACUCAUUUAAAUCUCCCAUUAUUUUUUUUUUAAUUUUAUUAUGUUAUGUUAGUCACCAUAUAAUACCUCAUUAGUUUUUGAUGUAGUGAUCCACGAUCCAUUGUUUUCAUCUAACACCCAGUGCUCCAUAAAUUACGUGCACUCCUUAAUACCCAUCACCAGGCUAACCAAUCCCCCCUCCCCCCUUCCUCUCUAAAACCCUGUUUGUUUCUCAGGUCCGUAGUCUCUCAUGGUUCAUCUCUCCCUCCAAUUCCCCCCGCCCAUUUUUCCCUUCCUUCUCCUAAUGUCCUCCAUGUUAUUCCUUAUGUUCCACAAAUAAUAAAACCAUAUGAUAAUUGA
Molecule: messenger RNA, 5058 nt
Organism: Mirounga angustirostris (Northern elephant seal)
Lineage: Eukaryota; Metazoa; Chordata; Mammalia; Carnivora; Phocidae
Gene: TCAF2
Product: TRPM8 channel associated factor 2
Exons: 8
Coding region: 315-3059 (914 amino acids)
Biological process (GO): negative regulation of anion channel activity; positive regulation of protein targeting to membrane
Cellular component (GO): plasma membrane
Molecular function (GO): transmembrane transporter binding
Source: RefSeq, a predicted model, not a curated record